CAUAGGCACAACGCUUAUUGUCCAGAGAGAGAGAGGGAGGAUUAGUUCAUCUUUAUUACAAUCGAAUUGCUAUUAAAUAAAAUUACAAAAAAUUUGUAAAAGUUUUUUUUUUUUUUUUAAACCUCAAAACCAGUCACAACCAGUCAAAGGCUUGAGAAGAAGGCUGCUUUAGAGGUAGCUAUAUGUUGCUAUUAAUUAUCACCUUAUAUCACCUACCAUUCUGACAUGGUGUGGUACCCUUCUGAAGCUUCUUUGCUCCUAGAUGAGUUGACUUUACAUUCAGAGAUAGCUUCAGUAGGGAAAAAAGUGGUCCUUUUAUUAGUAUGCUGACAGCAAGCUGUUAUACAGUUAGCCAUAUACAUUUAGCCAAAUGAUCAGCCAUCAAAACAUUGAAAGAAACAUUGAACAUUAUGAAUGUAGAUUUUGCAUAUUGUCCAUUACUUUUUAUUUAGGUAGAAGGCAUUACAGGCAGAAACAAUGCCGUUUUGCUUGCAGAUCAGACCUGUUCAGACGAGUCCUCAUUGGAGGUGAGAGAACCUUUAAGGGUAAACAGCUCCACUGUUGACCAGACCUCAGUGGACACAGGAGAGGCCCCCUCUCACAGGUCUACUUCAGACUCAGAGGGUGAUGCUGUAUCAGAUUUGUUUGCUUGGGAUGAAUUGGAUGAGAACAAUUUUUGCACAUCUUCUGAAGAUACAGAUGGGACGGAUCGUGAAAGUGAGGCUGAAACUCCAACAGAUGAUCCACUUCACAAAAUUGGCACAGGCACAGGGAUGGACACAGUUCUCAAAUCAACAGGCUCCAUCACAAAGGCAGAGGCUCUUCUGCUGAUAAUGAGUCAUGCUGCUGUACAUAAUAUUACUGGCUGUCAACUGGACGACUUGCUGAAACUCAUUAAUUUCCUUUUUGGUAAUGAUGUAGUCCCAAGGUCCAAGCAUAUGUUUAAUAAGGUAUUCAAGAACAACUCAGAGAUAGUUGAGUUUCAUCUUUACUGUAGAGGCUGCAAAUCUCACAUUGGAACACAAAAACUAGUUACUGACCAGAACAUUACACAGUGUCCAUCCUGUAAUGAAGCAGUUGAGAUCUCUUCUUUAAAUAAUGGUAGCUUCUUUAUCGAUGUACCAGUUGCACCACAGAUUCAGAACCUUCUGGAAAAUCCAGAAAUUCAGGAGCAUCUCAGCUAUCGAUUUGACAGGCCAAACAGGAUUGAGAAUGCCAUCUCAGAUAUCUAUGAUGGAGUCAUGUAUGAAAAAUUGUCACAGCCUGGUGGAAUUCUUUCAGAUCCUUACAAUUUUAAUUCUGAUGGGUCCCCUGUAUACAAAUCUUCAAAAUUCUCUAUAUGGCCUAUACAGCUACACUUGAAUGAACUGCCCCCCAAAAUGAGAUUUAAGCAUGUAAUCCUGGCUGGUCUGUGGUUUGGAACUCAUGAGCCAUCUAUUCAAGUCUUCCUUAAACCAUUUACAGAACAGGCAAAGUCGCUCAGUUCUAAAGGUGUGUUGUGGAGAAAAAACAGUGUUCAAGUGAAUAGCAAAGUUGUUGGCAUCUGCUGCUGUGUAGACUCCAAAGCAAGACCUACAAUGCAGAACACUACUCAGUUUAAUGGUUAUUAUGGGUGUGGCUUCUGUCUUCAUCCCGGCGUUUUAAUUGAAAGACAGGUUAAGUACACGGUGAUAGCCUCAGGACAUGAUAGAGAUUCAAAGUCUAAGCUAAAAGAUAUGGAAGUACCUUUAGUUGAAGGUAGGCCUGUCAGAGGUGUUAAAGGUCCUUCACAACUUAUAAACAUGCCAUACUUUGACAUUGUAUGGGGCUUCGUACCUGAUUAUAUGCAUGCUGUCCUCCAUGUGUAA
Xyrauchen texanus (razorback sucker) is the source of this 1847-nucleotide messenger RNA. RefSeq lists its product as uncharacterized. The coding region runs from base 774 to 1847 and encodes 357 amino acids. The transcript is spliced from 3 exons. The record is from RefSeq and is a predicted model, not a curated record. NCBI's taxonomy places the organism in Eukaryota, Metazoa, Chordata, Actinopteri, Cypriniformes, Catostomidae.